AUGGACUCAGCCUUUUUAUUUUGGGAAAAGUAUUUCAAUAAUCAAAUAGAAGUGAGUUGGGAUGAAUUUAGUGAUUCUUUUUCUAAGUUUAUACAAUAAUUUGGAUCAAUAAUUUUGGAUGAAGAAUAAUUACUAUUCAUCAAAUAGAUUAUAGAUCCUGAUUACAGAAAUGUAAUUAAAAUAGGAGACUAUAUUAUAUUCUAUGAGAUAGUAUUUCUAUAAUUUUUAUGUUUAGUAUUGGAAAAUAUAGUCUAAAAGAUAAGCAUUAUUCAAACAUCAAUUUACUCUUCAAUCUUUUUAGAUUCCUAAACAAACUUUGAGAUGUAUUUAAUUAAAGGUACUCUACAUUACUAAUGGAUAUCCAGAUUAAUUUAGAGAUAUACAAAUAACAAGAACUACAUAAAAUAAUCUUCCUUUAAAAUAAGAAGAAGUAUUCACUAUUGGAAGUGGUUAAAAUUGUGAUCUUUAAAUUUUGAAUGAUUUAAAGGUUAAUCCUAUUCAUACUAAAUUAAUAUGGACUCCAAAUAAUCUAUUCCUAAUAAAAGAUAAUUCAAAGUCAUUCAGAACAUGUUAAAGAAUUAAAUAAUAAUUAAUUUUAGAUGCAUAUAUGAUUAUUAAGUUCAAUUAAGAAACCUUAUUUUAAGUUAAGUAUAUACAACCAAUACCAAAAUUUUCAAAUUAAAUUUCAACUAAUUAGGAGAGUCUCAAAAAUUCUUUACCUGAUCUUCUAAAAUAAUUAAAUUAAUAUAAAUCUGUAUAAGAUUACAGAGAAAGAAAGGUUAAUUUAAUAUAACACAAUGAGGAACCAAUUUUAAUACUUGAAUUUAUUGGAGGACCUAUGAAAGGAAGAGAAUUCACACUAAAUCCUAAUUAAGAAUAUACAUUAGGUUGUGGUAAAACAUGUUCAAUAGUAAUAAGAGAUGCUACAUUAUAAAAGGAACAUUGUUCAAUAAAAUUUAAAAAUAAUUAAUGGUUAAUCUAACCGAAAGAAUCUAAUCAUUUAGAUCCAACUCAAUUUGGAACAUUUGUUAUGUUAGCUAAUUAAUAAUAAUAUGAUUUAUAUUUGCCAAGCAAAUGCCAUGUCUUACAUGAAGGAAUGUAGAUUGUAAUAGGACCUAUUCUAUUCCAAAUUCAUUAUUUUAGUUGA
Molecule: messenger RNA, 1147 nt
Organism: Paramecium pentaurelia
Lineage: Eukaryota; Ciliophora; Oligohymenophorea; Peniculida; Parameciidae
Source: the annotation of a GenBank genome assembly